Messenger RNA from Aspergillus steynii IBT 23096, 1497 nucleotides. Its product is annotated as alpha-L-arabinofuranosidase B. Lineage: Eukaryota; Fungi; Ascomycota; Eurotiomycetes; Eurotiales; Aspergillaceae. Gene Ontology annotation, biological process: arabinan metabolic process; pectin catabolic process; L-arabinose metabolic process. The coding region runs from base 1 to 1497 and encodes 498 amino acids. The record is from RefSeq and is a predicted model, not a curated record. The transcript has a single exon. Gene Ontology annotation, molecular function: alpha-L-arabinofuranosidase activity.
AUGUUCUCCCGGGUGGCUACAAGUCUCGCUCUCAUGGGCUCCAUGGCUGCAGCAGGGCCGUGUGACAUCUACUCCUCCGGUGGCACGCCCUGCGUCGCCGCCCACAGCACCACUCGUGCCCUGUACAGUGCCUACUCCGGGUCUCUCUACCAGGUCAAACGCGGGUCUGACGGCUCCACGACCGACAUCAAGGCCCUGUCUGCCGGGGGUGUUGCCAAUGCUGCCGCCCAGGACACCUUCUGCGCCAGUACCACCUGUCUCAUCACCAUCAUCUACGACCAAUCCGGCCGCGGAAACCACCUCACCCAAGCUCCCCCGGGCGGAUUCCAAGGACCGGACGUCAAUGGCUACGACAACCUGGCCGGUGCCAUCGGCGCCCCCGUCACUCUGAACGGCCAAAAGGCCUACGGUGUCUUCGUCUCCCCCGGCACGGGGUACCGCAACAAUGCCGCAAGUGGCAUCGCAACCGGCGACGCGGCCGAGGGCAUGUACGCCGUGCUGGACGGCACGCACUACAAUGGCGGCUGCUGCUUUGAUUACGGAAACGCCGAAACCAACAAUCUCGACACCGGCAACGGGCACAUGGAGGCGAUCUACUACGGCGACAACACCGCCUGGGGAUCCGGCGCUGGCUCGGGGCCGUGGAUCAUGGCCGAUCUCGAGAACGGGCUGUUCUCCGGAGUCAAUCCCAAGAACAAUGCGGGCGACCCGUCCCUCUCCUACCGCUUCGUCACCUCCGUCCUGAAGGGCGGCCCGAAUCUCUGGUCCAUUCGCGGCGGGAACUCCGCCUCGGGGUCUCUAUCGACGUACUACAGCGGCGUGCGGCCCAGCGCCUCCGGCUACAAUCCGAUGAGCAAGGAGGGCGCCAUCAUCCUCGGCAUCGGCGGUGACAACAGCGUCUCGGCACAGGGGACCUUCUACGAGGGCGUCAUGACUUCCGGCUACCCGUCCGAUGCCACCGAGAACUCGGUGCAGGCGAACAUCGUCGCCGCGAAGUACGCCACCACGUCGCUGACCAGCGGGCCGGGGCUUUCCGUGGGCUCGUCCGUGUCCCUCCGCGCCACCACCUCCGGCUACAACACUCGCUACCUCGCGCACACCGGCUCGUCCGUCGACACGCAGGUCGUCUCGUCCUCCAGCUCCACCGCGCUCAAGCAGCAGGCUAGCUGGACCGUCCGCGCGGGUCUAGCCAACAGCGCAUGCUACUCCUUCGAGUCCGUGGACACGCCGGGAAGCUACAUCCGACACUCGGGGUUCGCGCUGCUGCUGAACGCGAACGACGGGACGAAGCUGUUCAAGGAAGAUGCGACGUUCUGCACCCUGUCGGGGUUGAAUGGGCAGGGGAACUCGAUUCGGUCGUGGAGUUACCCGACGCGGUGGGUGAGGCAUUAUACGAAUUUGCUGUAUGUGGCGAGUAACGGGGGUGUGAAUGCGUUUGAUGCGGCGAAUUCGUUUAGUGAUGAUGUGAGUUGGGUGGUUAGUUCGGGGUUUGCUUGA